Messenger RNA from Perca flavescens (yellow perch), 2918 nucleotides. It is a transcript of the gene mak, whose product is annotated as male germ cell-associated kinase. The record is from RefSeq and is a predicted model, not a curated record. Gene Ontology annotation, molecular function: protein kinase activity; ATP binding. The coding region runs from base 274 to 2229 and encodes 651 amino acids. The transcript is spliced from 16 exons. Gene Ontology annotation, biological process: protein phosphorylation. NCBI's taxonomy places the organism in Eukaryota, Metazoa, Chordata, Actinopteri, Perciformes, Percidae.
CACACCCUAUCGGAGCAGGGUAUGGGCCAUGGUCUAGGCUACUCCGUGGGUUUUAUCUAAGGAAACGUCGUGCUAUCAGCAGGCCCAGACAACGGUCAAGGAAAGGAGCUACGCCCCCUAAAUGGAUCGCAAAGGCACGGUGUGGACUUUUGGCUGAUCUACUGUAUAUCCCUGGGAUCCAACCUUUCUAACAACGGAUCAGUUACUGCAAGAUGAGUUUGGAACUUCAAGAAUCGCAGGAAAGUUAACAAGCUGAUGAAACCGUCUUGAGAGAUGAUGAAUCGCUACACCACCCUGAGGCAGCUGGGGGAUGGCACCUACGGCAGCGUGCUGAUGGGGAGAAGCAACGAGUCAGGAGAAUUGGUGGCUAUCAAGAGGAUGAAGAGGAAGUUUUAUUCAUGGGAAGAAUGUAUGAACCUAAGAGAGGUGAAGUCACUAAAGAAGCUCAACCAUGCGAACGUGGUGAAACUGAAGGAGGUAAUCAGAGAGAACGACCACCUCUACUUUGUCUUUGAGUAUAUGAAGGAGAACCUCUACCAGCUUAUGAAGGACAGAAACAAAUUGUUCCCUGAAUCAGUGAUAAGAAACAUAAGCUUUCAGAUUUUACAAGGCCUGUCAUUUAUUCACAAACAUGGUUUCUUUCAUCGAGACAUGAAGCCAGAGAAUCUGCUGUGCAUGGGUCCAGAACUGGUCAAAAUAGCAGAUUUUGGACUGGCUAGAGAGAUCCGCUCCAAACCUCCCUACACAGACUAUGUAUCAACCAGAUGGUACCGCGCACCCGAGGUCCUGCUCAGGUCGUCUACUUACAGCUCUCCUAUCGACCUGUGGGCUGUGGGCUGCAUCAUGGCUGAACUCUACACUCUCAGACCUCUUUUCCCUGGGAACAGUGAGGUGGAUGAGAUCUUUAAGAUCUGCCAAGUCCUAGGCACCGUCAAAAAGACGGAUUGGUCAGAGGGCUACCAACUGGCUUCUGCUAUGAACUUUCGCUUCCCCCAAUGUGUGCCGACCCACCUGAAGACCCUCAUCCCUAAUGCCAGCAAUGAGGCUAUCGCCCUGAUGAGGGACAUGCUGCAGUGGGACCCCAAAAAAAGACCCACUGCUGUACAGGCCCUGCGUUACCCGUACUUCCAGGUAGGCCAGAUCUUAGGGCCUCGUCCUCAGAGCCAGGAGGUCAAGAAGGUCCAGGCCAGGCCGCUGGCCCAGAACCAGGUCUCGGAGUCCAAGGCUGAUCCCCAGCAGUCUUCCUCUGAGUCCAAAGCCUCCACAUCCUCCUCCAGGAACCAACAGCAGCAACAUCAUCAUCAGCCUCUUCAGCCGAUCCCCCUUCCCCAAACUGAGAGUAAACCAGCCGGCCUCUGCCAGGCAAAAGCAGCAUCGCUGGGCAGCGAGAACAGCAAUGGUGGUGGUGUCGGGAUGGGGGUACUGAAGAGUGGCCGUCGUCGCUGGGGCCAGACGGUGGCCAAGACCUCGGACAGCUGGGAGGAAUCCGACCCCUCGGAAACCGCCGCCUCCAACUCCAAGAAACCCAGCCUGGGGAACGCAGAGGAGCAGAGGAGCCCUAAGGAACACCGCCCACAGCCCAAGGAGCAGAAACCUCUGUAUUCCUUCAGCACAGUCACUAAGCUACCCAACAAUGUUAAGAUUGGUCAAAUGGACUCCAAUCUCCCAGGAUCUGCUGCGCGACAGCACUAUCUGAGCCAGUCACGAUACUUGCCAGGGUUGAUCGGCAAGAAUCAGACUCCUGGAGAGAAGGAGCUGAGUGGUAUGACGCUGCGGGACCUGUGGGAGAACUCCUCAAACACUGUAAAUAAACCGCUUGCUCCUAUUGGAGGAGGAUUAUCUGUCAUCAGAGCCAACGCAGAAGAGAAUGCUUCUAAAUCUGAGGAUAGCCCACCAGAGAAAACGGUUGUUAAAGAGAGAAUACUGGAGAAACUUGAUCUCUCCAAAGGGAACUUUGUAAGCACCAAAUACAACCUCUCUGGCGGUUAUAUCCCAUCAUUCCAAAAGAAAGAGGUGGGCUCAGUUGGACAGAGAAUCCAGCUUGCCCCUUUGGCUGGCCAGCACACAAAUUACGAGGGCUGGAAGAGGAGGGCAGACAGGACUCAGAUGAAGGGGAGCAGCUACUCAGCCCUGGGGAAAACCUCUGGGAGUCUCCUGAGCAGAGCUCCGCCCGUGCAGCCUGUCCACGGCAGGGUGGACUGGACAUCCAAAUAUGGUGGAAAUCGGUAGUUCAGAAAGAGGGUCAUACAGCUUCUACUGCUUGUUGCACUGUGUAGCCUACAUCUUUGGCUAAGGAAGUUGACCCUACGCUGUAAACACACUCAAACCUGAAAGGAAUUAUAUCUUCAAUAUGGAGGUAUCUGGUAGAGGACAAAAAGUAGUUACAAAAGAUUUACUGUACAUCCCACAUUCUUUGAGGAGACAUUUUCAAUGCCACACUGGGAUCAUUAAUUGGUUUCCAGAGACGUAGGAUCUAACUGUAAAAGUGCACAGAGUCUCUAUGUUUUGGAGAUGACGGCUGCCAUGAUGCUGAACCAAGACUAAUACAGUCUGCAAGACAAUCCCACUGUUCCUGAAGGAUCCAGUGUGAGCCAAUUCUACGGUUAGUGUUGGAGUAUUUUGAGAAGGAUUUCAUUGUACCUUAGCUUUUCAUUUUUAUAAUCCAGUUUAUUAUUAUUUUCAAGUAUUGUUUUACUACUGACGCCAAGCAUAAAUGGUCAUUUAUUAACGGCUCCUGCAAUGCUAUGUUCCCUCGGCUUUUAGUCUCACAAAGAAAAAAUCUUCAGUGUAACCGCUACAGAAAUGAUUACUUCAACUUAUUCUGUGUACCGUAAGACAACUGCACACCUCUUUGUAUUAUGCAAUGAAUUAAGUGAACAUUUUGUAAACAUUUUAUACAAAUAAAUCUAUAAAAAGUU